CUACUCUUACUACUUACUAGUUACUAUAUAUAGUAGUAUACUUCCAUAACUGCUGCAUUAUUAAUACUACCACAUUCAAUCAAGCACAACAUGGAAUCAUUAGUGUACUACUCCCUCCUCUCCCUACUUUUCAUCCUCACCCUCACAUUUAUCCUCCUCCAAAACCAAUCAAGACGCCUCAGAAACCUUCCUCCAGGACCACCCACCAUCCCGGUCAUCGGCAACCUCCACCACCUCAAGCCGCCAAUCCACCGCACCUUCACCGCCCUCUCCCACAAGUAUGGUGACAUCAUGUCCCUCUGGUUCGGCUCCCGCCUCGUCAUUGUCGUCUCCUCUCCUUCACUAGUUCAGGAAUGCUUCAACAAAAACGACCUCGUCCUUGCCAACCGCCCUCGCUUCCUCACCGGCAAGUACAUCUUCUACAACUACUCCACUGUCGGCUCCGUCUCCUAUGGCGAACACUGGCGCAACCUCCGCCGCAUCACCACCAUCGACGUCCUCUCCAACCACCGCCUCAACUCCUUCCUCGCGAUCCGCACGGACGAGGCCAAUAGGCUCGUGCAGAAGCUCAGCCAAGACAUCACCACCGCCGGCUCCGGUAGUGGUUUCGCGAAGGUAGAGCUGAGGUGUAGGCUGACGGAGAUGUCGUUCAACGCCGUGAUGAGGAUGAUUUCAGGGAAGAGGUACUACGGGGAUGACACUGACGCGACAGACGUGGAGGAAGCGAGGCAGUUCAGGGAGAUUGUGUCGGAGAUGCAUUCGCUGAUGGGGGCGAACAACAAGGGUGAUUUUUUGCCGCUGCUGCGUUUGUUCGAUUUCGAUGGGUUGGAGAAGAGGCUGAAGAGCAUUGCCAAGAGGGCUGAUGCGUUCUUGCAGGGGCUGAUUGAGGAGCACCGGAGUGGGAAGCAUCGCCGGGGCGGCGGGCAUGACUCCAUGAUUGAGCAUCUGUUGAAGCUGCAGGAGUCUCAACCGGAGUAUUAUUCCGAUCUCAUGAUCAAAGGUCUUAUUCAGUCAAUGCUUCUAGCUGGAACAGAUACAUCAGCUGUGACCAUAGAAUGGGUGAUGUCUGAAUUGUUGAACCAUCCACAAGUAUUGAAGAAAGCAAAGAAUGAAUUAGACACACAAAUUGGAAAAGACCAAUUGGUACAAGAGCAAGAUUUGUCAAAACUCCCAUACCUUCAAAACAUCAUAUCUGAGACAUUUAGAUUGCAUCCUCCUGCUCCAUUACUCUUACCACAUUACUCUUCAGAGGAUUGCACUGUUGGAGGAUACAAUAUUCCAAAAGACACCAUUGUGUUAACUAAUGCAUUUCUCAUUCAUAGAGAUCCUAAAUAUUGGAGUGAUGCCACAAAUUUUAAGCCUGAAAGAUUUGACAAAGAAGGGGAAAUAAACAAGUUGAUUGCAUUUGGGCUUGGAAGAAGGGCCUGUCCUGGGAUGAGCUUGGCCCAACGCACGGUGGGCCUCACUGCGGGAUUGUUGGUCCAGUGCUUUGAGUGGGAACGGGAAACUGAGGAGAAGCUUGAAAUGAGGGAGGACAAAGGAAUCACCAUGCCAAUGCUUGUUCCAUUUCAGGCCUUGUGUAAAGUACGAUGAUGGUGGCAAUGGGCCAAACAAACAUACACAGCCCAAAAUAAUGACAAAGAAACCAGCCAAGUUUAGCUGAAGAAUUAACAAAGAAGUAAAAAUAAUUAAUGGAGAUAUAUUAGUUAUUUCCUAUAUGGGUUGCACUACUAUUAUAGGCCCAUUAUGCUAUUUCUAUUUCCCUAAAGAACACACUACAGAGAGUAUUCACAUGCCUUAGCCCCUUUCCCUUUUGCCAGGUAUUAUGCUGCAUCAACAUAUAGUGUAAGGAAUGUACUAUUUAAAAGUAAUGAAAUUAAAACCAUUCCGCUACUGCUUAGGGUUUGGAGACCUAGGGGCUAGGGUUUGUCUAGCCCAGUUUUGAUGGGCUCAGUGCUUUAGGCCUGAUUCCUGAGUUGUACUUGCAAGAGUUCCUUUAAUCUCCCUUAGUUCUAACUUAGCUUAGAUGUUUUCUAAGGAGUCACAUGCUUAAGUGUUAAUGAACUUUGUAAGUCAGUUUGGGCUUAUGACCCAAUUUUCUUCAUUCAAUAUGUAUGCUGAUCUGUUGUAAGUGUCGUUGGGCAACCUCUUUGGGUAUUGAAUGAAUUAUGAA
Molecule: messenger RNA, 2173 nt
Organism: Lotus japonicus
Lineage: Eukaryota; Viridiplantae; Streptophyta; Magnoliopsida; Fabales; Fabaceae
Product: isoflavone 3'-hydroxylase-like
Exons: 3
Coding region: 91-1593 (500 amino acids)
Molecular function (GO): monooxygenase activity; heme binding; oxidoreductase activity, acting on paired donors, with incorporation or reduction of molecular oxygen
Source: RefSeq, a predicted model, not a curated record